Rhododendron vialii is the source of this 845-nucleotide messenger RNA. Its product is annotated as protein cornichon homolog 4-like. Lineage: Eukaryota; Viridiplantae; Streptophyta; Magnoliopsida; Ericales; Ericaceae. The coding region runs from base 117 to 452 and encodes 111 amino acids. The transcript has 3 exons. Gene Ontology annotation, biological process: vesicle-mediated transport. The record is from RefSeq and is a predicted model, not a curated record.
UUGGUCUCUUUGACACUCAGAGUGAGUAGUUGAAAUCCCCAGUUCAGAUAUAAAGCCUAUCAACGAACUCGGGAGAGAGAAGUCAGAAGAAGAAGAAGGGGAUUAGAUUUAGGGCCAUGGCUGAUCUAUUCGCAUGGCUCCUGUCCUUCUUCCUUCUUGUCGCUACUCUGGCUAUUGUUCUUUACCAGGUCAUGUGCUUAUCUGACCUUGAGUUAGAUUAUAUCAACCCAUAUGAUUCAGCAUCUCAGAUAAACAAGGCUGUCUUUCCAGAGUUUGUUACUCAAGGAUCCCUGUGCUUGUUACAUCUUUUAACAGGGCAUUGGUUAAUGUUUUUGAUCUGUCUCCCACACUCAUACUACAACUUUCGAUUCUCCAAUCCAUUACUAGUGCACCAUCCCACCAUAUUUUCAGGCCCAAAAUCAUCAUCUGUGAACCCACUUUUAGUCCAAUAAAACAUUUACCAUCAUGUUUUCUCCGUGACUCCACCGAUGUUCCAACGUGCAUGCUUUGGUGGCUUACAAGCGGCGACACCAGCCUUUCUAUAUCUGUACAUGUACAAGAAUAUGCAGACACCAGUCGAACUGGUUCGUUUUGGUACCUCUAGGUUUACGAGUCUAUUUCAUUAUCAUAUGCCGUAGAAUAAAUCAUGUGCUAAACAGCUGAUGAAACUAAAACUUUAUGGUAUGUGCAUUGUUCAUUAGUUUGGCAUUUUAAAGGGUGGUACAGUGAUGUCCUUUUGUUUAUGUUGCUCUACCAUAUUUAAAUCUACCCAUCUAAAAUGUACAUCUGAGGGCCCCUCAUGCUAACCCCAGAUAUCUAAUACGGCUCUGUAUUCUUGAAUUUGC